UGUUAAUUAGCGUUUGCAGAUUGGUUACGUUGGCCUUUACGGGUUCUAUAGGCAUGACGAUGGUCAUCCUGGCCUGCAGCCUCCCUCAAUACAAGUUAUGGUGGCCUUUCUUCGUGGUUUUGUUCUACGUGUUGGCCCCCAUUCCCACUCUCCUGGCACGGAGGUACACAGAGCACCAAGGCUCGAGUAAUUCGUGUCUCGAGACGGCGAUUUUUCUCACAAUGGGGCUCAUUGUGAGCGCCUUUGCCCUGCCGAUUGUCUUGGCCAGGGUGGCUGUUAUCCAGUGGGGGGCGUGUUACUUGACACUGGCCGGGAACGUGGUCAUCUUUGCCACCCUUCUCGGGUUCUUUCUCACGUUCGAUCAAGACGAUUCUGAUUAUAAUAUGUGGUAGUGUAAUAAACCCAAGAUGUACUCAUAACUAUUUUACUUAUUUAAAUGUAUGUAAGCUUAAUCUUUUGUAAAGCUAAUAGAUAGGUUUCCCCAACAAA
Messenger RNA from Tribolium castaneum (red flour beetle), 489 nucleotides. RefSeq lists its product as uncharacterized. The transcript is spliced from 2 exons. The coding region runs from base 54 to 392 and encodes 112 amino acids. The record is from RefSeq and is a predicted model, not a curated record. Gene Ontology annotation, biological process: late endosome to vacuole transport via multivesicular body sorting pathway. Lineage: Eukaryota; Metazoa; Arthropoda; Insecta; Coleoptera; Tenebrionidae. Gene Ontology annotation, cellular component: endosome.